CUUGUGCGUAUUCAAGUAAUCGCCAGUUUUAACAUCUGAUCAAUAAACAUAAGAUGAUGCAAAUGAGACCACAUACAUUAUUUUAAUGGUACCACUCUCUUUUAGAGCAUCAGGACAUUCUUUAUUUACGCGGACACAAAAUUGACUAUUUUGUUUUCCGUAAUAUCAUGGUAGUCGGAACUCAUAAAAUGCGGAGAUACUAUGGAAAUUCCAACACCACCCUCCUCUUCAUCGCAGCUUCCGACGAGUACGACCAAUUCUCGUUAGAUAAGGACAACAGCCUGGUUGAGUCUUUGAGAAUCUUUAAGGUCAUCAUCAACAACAGGCUCCACCUCAACAGUACCAUCACCCUAUUCCUCAACAAAACAGACCUGCUGGCAGAGAAAGUAAAGACGGUAUGGAAGAAUUUUCCAGAAUUCAGAGGUGACCCGCACAGCCUGGAAGAAGUGCAGGAGUUUUUGCUUCAGUGCUUUAGGCAGCACAUGGAAAACGACAGCCGGACGUUUUACCAUCACUUCACUACUGCUGUGGACACAGAGAACAAUCGGAUUGCAUUCAACAGCGUUAAAGACAUAAUAAUGCAGAAGAACCUCAAAAAAGUCAAAUCAAUGUAAGAAUCAGCGUGUAGACUUGUAUGCAAACAAACUAUUAUUUACCUCGAAUGUGCUGAAAGUAAUCUGCCAAAUGUAUUAAUGUGCUUUGGGUGAAUAAAAAAUGACC
This is a messenger RNA of Triplophysa rosa, 720 nucleotides long. RefSeq names its product guanine nucleotide-binding protein subunit alpha-12. Gene Ontology annotation, molecular function: GTPase activity; guanyl nucleotide binding; G-protein beta/gamma-subunit complex binding. NCBI's taxonomy places the organism in Eukaryota, Metazoa, Chordata, Actinopteri, Cypriniformes, Nemacheilidae. The record is from RefSeq and is a predicted model, not a curated record. Gene Ontology annotation, biological process: adenylate cyclase-modulating G protein-coupled receptor signaling pathway; Rho protein signal transduction. Gene Ontology annotation, cellular component: brush border membrane; heterotrimeric G-protein complex.